AUGACUGUCAGUGAAAAGUCAGUUCAGACAACUGACGAUAAUAAUGAAAAAGAAGAUAGCAUCGGUUUAAAAACAUUUAAAUUGUUAGCCACGAUACCAACUUAUGCUGGUGUAAAAACAUUUUCUAGUGAAACGAAUGGUGAUAAUCCUUCCGUACUUUCUAUUCAGGUUAUUUUAAGCCAACGAGACUUGAAAAGAAAACUCAAGAGAUUGAUCGUUAAACAAUUAGUUGUAUCAUUACCAACUAAAGGAAGUUCAGAUACAGUAGCGAAAGUUAUAACUUCAUCAUUUUUACCUAUAGAUUUAGGUGAUGUAGUUUUACAAGCUGAAUCGCCAAGUGGAAAUAAAUUAUUAAUAUUAAGAUGUGUUUCAAAUGAUAAAGGAAAAAAAAGUUUUGUUGAGAUUUGGGAUAAGGGAAAUUUGAAACAAUCUAUCGAUGUAACUGAUAGUCACGGAGAUUUUUAUUCCGAUGGAACUUUUGGAAGCUUGAAAUGGGCUAAAAAUGAAGAAAAGGCCGUUUAUAUUGCUGAACGAAAGGCGUUGGACGAAAAAGAUGAAAAAAAAUGUGAUUUCGUUCCCGGAUGGGGAGAAAAAUUUGUUAAUAAACGCGUAUCCGUUAUUGUUAUUGUGAACGUGUUGGAAAGUAAAGUAGAGGUUCUGCCUGAAUUUGAAAAAAUUGUUCCCGGACAGGUAUUUUUUGGCCCGGGAGACAAGACACUUAUCUUUAAUGGAUAUAACAGAGAACCGCGUUAUUAUGGAAUUUAUGCUUGUAUCAACAGAUUGGUUGGAAUAUAUCAAACUAAACUUGAUGGAACUGAUUUAGUUCAUUUGACUGAGCAAUUAGAGCAUGCUCGUUCUCCAAGACUUGCUCCUUCCGAGAAAGUUUUGACUUAUUAUUCUAAUCCAAUUAGUGGACCACAUAGUUAUUGUUCUGAGCUUCGUGAGUACAAUUUCUCAACCAACACACAUCGUGUUGUAGUUCCGAUUGUUCAUACUCCAUCUGAUUCAUUUCAAAAUGGGUUUCCUGGUAUUUAUAAUGAUCAAAUGGCACGAAAGUCAUUUAUUACCUUUGACGAUAAAGAAUUUUUGAUAAUACAAAGUUGUUGGAGAAGUAGAGGAGUUGUAUUAGCAAUAAAUUUGGAUACAGGAAAAGUUCAGGAUCUUACUUCAACCGGAAGUUGGUCAUUAUUUAUUGCAUGCAAUAAUUACAUUAUUGCAUCAAGAGGAGCCCCCAAUGAUUUUCCUGAAUUAUAUAUAGGUAUUGUAACAGGAUAUCAAAAUGAUACAUUAAAAGUUGAUUGGACUUGUAUAGAUAAACCAAAUAUUGAAGAAGUUGAACCAAUUUUAUCAAAAAUUACCUGGUCAAUCAUUCAACCAAUUCCUGACAAUAAAAAUUUAGAGGUUAUUUACGUAAAGCCUAAUGAAACUUCUGAAAAUAAAAAGCCACCUUUAAUAGUAUGUCCACAUGGUGGACCUCAUGGUGUGAUUACGGCAGAUAUUAGCUUAUCUAUUACAACUUUAAUUUCAUUAGGUUAUGUUGUUGCAAUAGUUAAUUAUACUGGAAGUACUGGAUUUGGACAAGAUUCCAUUGAUGCGUUAAUUGGCAAAGCUGGUGAUCUUGAAGUUAAGGAAGUGCAGGCUUCCGCACAAUAUUUUAUUGAUAACGGGCUUGUAGAUCCAAAUAAAGUAAUUGUAAUGGGUGGAAGUCAUGGUGGAUUUAUUUCGGCACAUUUGAUUGGGAAAUAUCCAGAUUUUUAUAAAGCUUGUGUAAUGAAAAAUCCUGUAUUAAAUAUUGGAGGUAUGGCGACUAUUACAGAUAUUCCGGAUUGGUGUUUUUCAGAAAUUGGCUUGCCUUAUUCACUUACAAAUCCGCCAAUAGUUAAACCUUCAGAUUAUAAAUUGAUGUAUGAAAAUUCUCCGAUUAAUAACAUAGAUAAAGUUAAAACACCAACUUUAUUAAUGUUGGGAUCUGAAGAUAAAAGAGUACCACACAAUGAUGGAUUAAAUUGGUAUUACUAUUUAAAAGGCAAAGGUGAUGUUGAAAUUCUUUGUAAGAUAUAUAAAGAAACUGGUCAUGCUUUGGAUAGUGUUGAUGCCGAAAUUUUUGGUACUGAUAUUGUUAUUAAAUUUCUGGAAGAGAAAAUUGGAAAAUUGGAGUAG
Molecule: messenger RNA, 2160 nt
Organism: Rhizophagus irregularis DAOM 181602=DAOM 197198
Lineage: Eukaryota; Fungi; Glomeromycota; Glomeromycetes; Glomerales; Glomeraceae
Biological process (GO): proteolysis
Molecular function (GO): serine-type endopeptidase activity
Source: RefSeq, a predicted model, not a curated record